Molecule: messenger RNA, 1035 nt
Organism: Oryctolagus cuniculus (rabbit)
Lineage: Eukaryota; Metazoa; Chordata; Mammalia; Lagomorpha; Leporidae
Source: RefSeq, a predicted model, not a curated record
CUCUGAAAGUCCCCAGAUGGAUCUAGGCAUUCUCAAAAUCUUGGUCCCAGGAGCACCAUCUAAAUCUUUCCCGGAACACAGCUGCGCACCCAGAAAGGCUCUUCCAUGGUCUGGGGUUGGCCCAGCCCUGAGUUUCUAGACAGCAAACGGAGGAAUGCCCAGCAGAAAACCUGCUGUGUGUCUCAGGAUACACAGUCAUCUGAGAGGCACAGACGGGACUCCAGGGAAGGACAUCCCCCAAGACAGGGAGUAUACCAGAGAAACCCGAGUGGAGAUGGCCGGGAGGAGACAGAGACAAGCAGCCUGCCGCCAUCACAGGUGUUAAUGGAGCCGGUGUCCAAGUGGAGAAAUGUGCGUGGCCACAAUCCUCUGGGCCUGAUGUACCGCGACGCCUGGCGAUGGGGCCUCACACUGCAGACGUACGUGCAGCUCACCAUGCUGGAGCAGCACACACGCCCACAGACGGCACCUGUACGGUUGAUGGAGAGGUCGAUUCACAGUGCAAAAUACAUUUUUGUAGAAAACCUGUACAGAAGCGGGAAGAUGCCUGAGGUGGACUACGUGGUCCUCUCCGAGUGGUUUGACUGGAUCGGGAGGAACAUGGACGUCUCCGUUGAUUUGAUAGUUUAUCUGCGGACCACUCCUGAGACCUGCUACCAGAGGCUGAAGAUGAGAUGCAGGGAAGAGGAGAGGGUCAUUCCACUGGAGUACCUGAACGCCAUUCACCGCCUCUACGAGGAGUGGCUCGUCACAGGAAGCCGUUUCCCCCUGGCAGCCCCUGUUCUGGUGAUAGAGGCCGACCACAACAUGGAGAAAAUGCUGGAAGUCCUUGAGCAGAACCGAGACCGAAUAUUAACACCCAAGACCUGGAAACAUGGCCCGUAGGACGGGAUCGCGCCAGAAACAUGCCUGUAGCUGCCCGGUUAGGAGCAAGCUGGAAGCGUCUCUCGGCCUUUUCUCUGGCUGGCUCUGUUUUCCUAAUGGGCUCUUCUCCUGGGCCAGCACUGUUGUCUUUUCUAGCCCUGUGGGUGAGUG